AUGGGAGCCAAACAGUCGACUAAAAGGAAGAAGGGAAAAAGAUUUAACGAGCCCUACUAUGAUAACGUGGUCCGCAACAUAAAUCUAAACAAUGGAGAGAAGUGUUACAACCCGCUGGACCGGACGCUGACCUUUGUAGACGGAGAAGAUGACUUGGACUUUGAGUGCAACGACUACAAGUCUCUCAGGGCCAAGAUGUCCUGCGGCCACGCCGUCACUCCCAUGUCUCUCACCAGCUGGUGCCGCAGGUUGUUGGAUGAGGGUGAGUGCAAAUUUGUUUGUGGCCAAACCAACUGUGAUGUUCAGUGGUCCUUCGACGAAGUCUGUAAGAUGGCUCUUCUGACCCCCCAAGAGAAGGACCACUUUGAAAAGAAGCUGUUCAGCAACGCUGCAAAGAGGCACUUGAACAUUAAAACAUGUCCUGGUUGCAAGUCCCACGUUUGGAGGACUGACCUCACCAAUCUGGCUGUGGAGUGCACAGUGUGCUCAGUCGCCAAGAACAAGACUUUCAUGUUCUGCUGGCAGUGCCUGAAUGAAUGGAAAGGCCCGGCUCCACGUUCAGACCGCUGUGACAACACUGACUGCCAAAGCCCCCUGCACAUACUGAAGAGCUGUCCGGCUAUCGUCUUCAAUGAUGUGAAGGGGGUCCGAGGCUGUCCCUCCAUCCGUGCCUGCCCCGACUGCGGUUUGCUGGUGGAACAUAACAAAAACCAGUGUAAAAGCAUGACCUGUCCCCGCUGUAAGCUCAAGUUCUGCUUUGUGUGCCUGAAGGUCAAGUGCAAAAGCACAGACCCAUUCGGUCCUUGUCCCACAGGUGUAGCACCUAGACAGACCUCCUUACCUGUGUGGCGCAAGAAGUGAUCCUGUUGAUGCUUUCAUAAAAAUGUUCAUUUUUGUUUUGUGAUUUCUUUUUUAUAUCUUUAUCCAUACUAAAAGAGAAUUAGCCUACCUCCUUCUCUCUCUCCAGCUGAAACAUUUAAAAAGUAGAUUUCUACGUCAAAAUGCAGAUAAAUUACGAUUCUUAACGUGUCUCAAGACAUUUCUCAUACUUGAAACUGUGUAUUCUGUUUUUGUAAUAAUCAUAGACUUGGAUUGUCAGUGUGUAGUCACUUUGAUUUAGCUUUAUUCACUUGUUUCAUUCUUAUAUAUAUAUAUAUUUAAUUAAUCAUUUGUAUUCUUGUUUUUCCCGUACAUGUAUGUGUACUUUUACUGAAUACUUUCUAUUCCAGCAGUGAUGCAGAGUGCUGUGGCUACAGGGAGCUCUGUUAGGGGUCUGAUGGGGUGGGCUGGUCCUGGUCUGGGCCAAAGUGUGCAGAUCUUAUUAAAGCAUUUGUGCCUACAGGCUCCAGUCAGUAAAGGCCAGCCUGCUUUGUGAUAGAAGCAAGAAUCCAACAUCAUCUGAAGGAAUCAGCUCAGCGAACAGACGUUACUUUUUGUCGCGGUGAAAAACUGAACCCUGUCUUUGUACUGAAGAGUUGAGAAAGACAGCAAAGUGUGAUAUAAGAAGAAGCUUUGUUUACGUCAGUAUAUCAACUCCACGUUGUUGUACUUGUGAUGUAUUGAGUGAAACGGCUGUAAAUAAAUGAUAAAUGACG
This is a messenger RNA of Scatophagus argus, 1595 nucleotides long. Its product is annotated as E3 ubiquitin-protein ligase ARIH2-like. NCBI's taxonomy places the organism in Eukaryota, Metazoa, Chordata, Actinopteri, Scatophagidae. Gene Ontology annotation, molecular function: zinc ion binding. Bases 1 to 861 code for a protein of 286 amino acids. The transcript is spliced from 4 exons. The record is from RefSeq and is a predicted model, not a curated record.